Messenger RNA from Pygocentrus nattereri (red-bellied piranha), 2304 nucleotides. It is a transcript of the gene c6h3orf38, whose product is annotated as chromosome 6 C3orf38 homolog. The transcript has 3 exons. Bases 702 to 1559 code for a protein of 285 amino acids. The record is from RefSeq and is a predicted model, not a curated record. NCBI's taxonomy places the organism in Eukaryota, Metazoa, Chordata, Actinopteri, Characiformes, Serrasalmidae.
UUUCUUUUGCGAAUUCGGCGCAACUGUCUUCUCCAUUUUUUAUCGAAGCUAACAAAAUGAAGUCUUUUAGCUAAAAUCAUCUCACAAUUUCAAGCUACUUUCGUUCAUAGCGUUUAACUUUGGGGUUCUCUUUCUAAAAAAAAAAGGGGUUAUUUGUUUUUUUUCUAAUUUUGGUAUUUUAUAUUCGGACUUACAUAAGCAGAGAGAUGAGCAUUUGUUUAAGCCGAGAGCACAAUUGUCCUCACCGAAUCAAAUACUUUAAUGUCCAGGCUAAUUAAUUAAGAAAAAAAGAAAAACAAAGUUUCUUAUCAAGGCUUACUUGUUAAUUAUUAUUAUGUUUAUUAUAAGCAUUUCUGAAGAUCUGUCUCCCACAAUCUACCUUUGAUCAUUUAUAAACUAAGCAGUAAACCUGCCUGCUUGCCUAUAACAUGUUGCUUCUUGUCUAAAAUAUUACAGACGUUACAGACUCUUCCAUGUGACGUCCGUGGCCCAUUUAUUUCAGGUCAGGAUAGCAGAGCUUCUCUUGUGAGGCAGAGCUUUUAUUUUGAAGCAGAAGUAGUUUUAUUUUGAAGUAUUUGAUUGGUUAGAGCUGCUGCUGUGUCCGCCUUCACGCAGGGGGCGCCAGUGACCAAACGUGUUUCCAUUUCUUCUACUGUAAGCACCGCUUGGACACAGUUUUCAACUGUACGUUUACUAUAAAAAUGUCAGCGCUGUCGGAGAAAGAGCUGAAUGGCUGCAGAACGCUGUUGGCGCUGCUGUCAGCGGGAGACUUGUUAGCGCUGAGUGACACCGUAACGAACCGGCUGGUCUGUGUAGAGAGCCCGAGAGAAGCUAUAGAAGCUAUCGUAGCCUACUCUCAGAGCGCAGAGGAGCUGCUGAAGAGAAGAAGAGUCCACCGUGAAGUUAUCUUUAAGUACCUCGCCAAAGAAGGUGUUGUGGUUCCUCCAAACAGCGAGAAGCAUCAGCUGGUGAAAAGGACUCUUGAAUUAUGGUCGUCUGGCAACGUCGUCCCCUUGCCGAACGCACUGAGCGACAUCAGUGCAAGUCGACCAGAUGGUUUGGCAGACCUAACAGCUUUGGGUAGGGAGUUUUGCCAGUGGUUUUUCCACCUUUUGAACUCUCUGAAUUCUGCGCCAGGUCAGCCAGUUCAGGAAUGGGGACCUCAGCACUUCUGGGGGGAUGUGAGACUACUCCUUCUUUCUCACACUGGAGAGCAACAGCGGGACGAGUACCAUGGAGCAGAACUGGUCAGCCGGCGCCUUUCUGCUCUAGUGUGGGAAGAAAAGUUAACUUUCUGCCCUAACCUAGAACACUCAGGUUUGAAGUGCCUUUCUACACCUCAUGGAUUGGUGUUGGUAGCAGUUGCCGGAACCAUCCAUCGGGAAAAUGUAUGCCUUGGAAUUUUUGAGGAAGUGUUUGGUUUGAUUCGUGAUCCACUAGAUGGAAACCGUUGGAAGGUAAAGUUGGUGCAUCUAAAAAUAAAGGGACAGAUUGGUAGGGAACAGCUGCCGGUGGUCACCUACGACUCAAAUGACCUUCUUCAACUUUUCACCAAAUAGUUCUGUGACAGCAGAUAUUUUACUGGGACAGUUAACGUGCACUUUAAGCAUUGCAUGAUAUGCAUAUUAUUUUAAGAUGGACGAUCUUUUUUCAUUUUUUUUCCUUCACUGUUAUGUACAGUGUUGCCUGUUGAGAACUCUGUUUAUGGAGACAUUUUGACAGGCUUAUCUUAUUAAACCAGACGUCAUUAAGAUGAUGUCAGAUGAUGUUCCAGUCACUGGAAUAUAUGCUCAUUCUCAGGAGUGGCGCUCAUUCUACCAGUGAAUGAUCAUGUUUACGCUGUGAUCCAUUUGGGAAACUGGCCUAGCUUUGUGUGCUUUUUUUAAAAAUUCAUUUCUAUGAAAACUAAGAUUUGUUUUAAAUUUCACUUGUCAGUUGCUUUUGGCAUUCACAGUAUAUGCAGUCUCAUGCAUUCAUUGUUUUGGCUUCUGUUUAUUUGAAGACAUAUUAAAUCAAUCUGUCAUACUCCUAAUGCUUCAUGUGCUCUAAAUCGGACUGAUAUUGAACAUUUCAAUUUGUCUAGCAAGAAGUACAGUUUUUCCAUGUUUAACCAGUUUUUAAUUUACUGCACAUUUGCAUAGCUUAUUAGUCAAACACCCCGCGACCCUGACGGAGAAGCAGCUUGGAGAAUUGAUGGAUUUGUCAAAAGUUUUGAUAGUUAUUUGUGUAUUGGUUCAGAAUCAGUGAGCUUCUUAAGAUGUUUUUAAAAACCUGCAUUCCAGAAAAUAUAGACUUGAUAUAUUA